Messenger RNA from Medioppia subpectinata, 1353 nucleotides. NCBI's taxonomy places the organism in Eukaryota, Metazoa, Arthropoda, Arachnida, Sarcoptiformes, Oppiidae. The record is from the annotation of a GenBank genome assembly.
AUGGAAAUCAGGAUAACUUUGAUUCACAAAUUGGUGGACAACAAGCGGUGGAGAGUAGUCUCUCUCAAAGUCAAACGAAGAAUCGGAACCGAUUGCUGNGUGGAGAGUAGUCUCUCUCAAAGUCAAACGGUAUACGCCGGCAAUCCUUACUACUCUUACCCUCCAUUGUCUUCGAGUCGUUAUCCAUUGUCUGAGUCCCAGAAUUCAGAAGAAUCGGAACCGAUUGCUGUCAAACAGACAGAACUGCCGCCUCUCUCGCAAAAGAUCUACCCAUCGAUUGAAUCUCAACUGAAAUCUGUCUCCUAUUCUUCGGCUAACAUAUUGAGCUCAAAGCCAAUCGGCGAACAACAGUCGGGACUACUCUAUAAUAACAAUGAUUUCAGAUACAAGCCAUCGGAACAAACGAGAGAUCCUAAACAAAUCAGAACUCCAUAUAAUUAUAGAUCGCAAUCACAACAGGAAUAUAAAGGCGAUGGCUUUGACGGCGAUUACGGGAGCCGUAAACUGAGCCCAGUUUUCAAAGCCCAGCAAUCGAUGAAAUAUGAGGACUCAUUGGAGGCGAAACUGAAGCAAAAAGAAAACGCUAAACAAAUGUAUGAAUCAAAACCAGAAUAUGAUUACGACAGCAGUAAUAGUGAACCGGAAGACGAAGACAUCAAAACUGAUGACAACUAUAAUAUAAAUCAAAAUAAAAAGACUCCUUAUUUGGCGCAUAAUAUCAAUAAUAAUCAGAAUCGGAAAAAUCAAUUGAAUGGCAGAGGGUUUGUUCAGAAACAAGAAGCCAUUAGUCCCUACUAUUACAACAGAGAAAGUGGUCAAUCAUUGCCUGCAUAUAACGCCGAGCCAUUUGACGGAUGGCCUAACUAUUACUAUAAAGCAAAUACCAAUAAUUGGCCACAACUGGCGGCCGCCGCCACUCAAAUACAGGAGACAAUAGACGGCCAAAGUAUACUCAAUCUAUACAAUGGAUACAGGAAUCAGAAUAAGGAGAGCGUCCGAUCGUCACUGUAUUCGCCCGCAUAUGACUUGAUGGCCGACACACAGCUUAAGGCUGCGUCCAAUCCGGUGCCCAUGCAGUCCAUGCAAAACAGUAAGAUAUACGCGCCGUACGCCACCGCCGGCUCAACCUAUCAGCCCAUCAACCUUUUUGCCGGCUAUGGAAGAGACUAUAGUCUGGUUGACUUGAAUGGAGAGCUAUAUCCGGCUCCGUUGGUCUCGCAAAAGCCGCCCCGACAGCUACACAAACCUCUGCAUCAAAGCGGUGGUGAUUUGGCUGAACAGGCGAGUCGUGAUUCAAUUAAGGUAUAUGCGAAAGAAUCCGCUCCUAUUGAGGCCAAGUUUUAUGUCAGGUAA